AUCUGUUCGGCGAUGAAGCCCUUCAUGUUGAGCACGGCGGUACUGACUCGUGUUCACGGUGGGGAACAACAUGCGACCGACAUCUUGACGUGCGUCAACCUGAACGACCACUGGCAACAUUGAUAAGUUAUCACGCAUUUCACAUCACUAACAACUCACGGACCUCAAACUACACAAUGGCAUUUCAAUCGCCCCGCCACUCACAGAACUUCUACCAAUACGAUGCAUCUACCCCACCUCCACCCCCGCCAAAGACUGCGACACCAUCGACAGGCCCUCCACUACCUCCCCCGCCCCCAGGCCAGUCGCAGUCGUAUGGUGGCCAGCAAACCUCUUCCCAAAACCCAUCUCAAGCAGACCCCAGUCAACUCACAGUUCAUCCGCCAAACGAUGGUUGGCUGCCUGACGUCUUGAAAGACAGGCCGACAAAAGAUCUCCAUCACAUCCUGCAAACCCCAGACCUUCAGCAUGCAAUAAUUCACAGUCCUGAGACAGCACACCCAUCACUUGCAGCAUCAACUGCGCCCUUACAAGCACUACUGGCGCAGAAUAUAGCGCUGGCAGAGUCACUGAAACAGAUUGAAUCACACGUCCAGCAUCAACGUGAUAACACACAGUCACGUCUACUGUCUUUGCGAGCCUUGGAGCGCCAGUGGAGGGCGAAGCAGGCUGAACAGGACGAGGCUUUGCGGGAAUUUAGCCCCCCGGCGCUGUAUCAGCGGUUGAGUGCUGCAGUAGGCGAGCAAGAAGCCCUGUGCCUGGGUCUUGAGGAGAGUUUUCUCGAAGGUCAAGGUGCUGGAGGUAGCGAUGUCAUUGCAAGUGAGCGAGAGGUGACCGAGUUUGUGAGGCGGCUGAGAGAAGGUCGAAAGACGUUGUAUCUCCGAGCAGAGCGCAAGGAGCGAUGGGACGAAGGUAGAGUUGGUGGGUGGCGAUGAAUCAGACACAUCAUUUCGACGCGCCUCCCAACACAAGUUAGAAAAGGUUGACACACUUUACUCGAAACGAGGCGUCUCGACCUUGGACAACUUCGUUACAACAACAACAACAAUAACGAUCGCAAAGGCUGCUAAUCGCCCCCACGACUGUGGACUUUGUUCGACCAAAGCUUCAUGAAACGCUCCAAUGGCCGAGCAAUCCGCAUGAUACAUCAACCGCAAACUGGCAGAUUCACUCAAACUUGGAUGCUACAACAGAGUCAUGCCGUCAACCACCAUAAGAUCAGGCACAUCUGAAGAAGCAUAGCGCACAUCCAGCGUUAAUGAUGCUUGUUUAUACUAGAGGUAAUUGUAGAGGAGAAGAAAUUAGUAUCUUGUGAACUUGAGAGUGUCAACUAUAUGUGUUACACCUAUUUAUCCCAUAUCGCACCUCUUGUGCUUUGGGUAAUCAACC
Molecule: messenger RNA, 1389 nt
Organism: Dothidotthia symphoricarpi CBS 119687
Lineage: Eukaryota; Fungi; Ascomycota; Dothideomycetes; Pleosporales; Dothidotthiaceae
Exons: 2
Coding region: 177-935 (252 amino acids)
Biological process (GO): protein targeting to membrane; ubiquitin-dependent protein catabolic process via the multivesicular body sorting pathway; protein targeting to vacuole
Cellular component (GO): ESCRT I complex
Source: RefSeq, a predicted model, not a curated record